Suricata suricatta (meerkat) is the source of this 930-nucleotide messenger RNA. RefSeq names its product olfactory receptor 5J2-like. Gene Ontology annotation, biological process: G protein-coupled receptor signaling pathway; sensory perception of smell. Gene Ontology annotation, molecular function: olfactory receptor activity; odorant binding; G protein-coupled receptor activity. Lineage: Eukaryota; Metazoa; Chordata; Mammalia; Carnivora; Herpestidae. Gene Ontology annotation, cellular component: membrane. The record is from RefSeq and is a predicted model, not a curated record.
AUGGCUAAAGAGAAUUUUACAGCUGUGACUGAGUUUAUUCUUCUGGGAUUAACAGAUAAUGCUGACCUGAAAAUUAUGCUUUUUGUGUUAUUCUUAGUGAUUUAUACCAUUACCUUGGUGGGGAAUCUGGGCAUGAUCUUCUUAAUCCAAAUCACUCCCAAGCUCCACACACCCAUGUACUUCUUCCUCAGCUCCCUUUCAUUUGUAGAUGCCUGCUAUUCAUCCGCAAUUGCACCAAAAAUGUUAAUCAACCUUCUAGUUGUGAAGGGAAUCAUUUCUUUCCCUGCUUGUACGGUACAACAUUUGUGUUUUGGGGUCUUUGUUACCACAGAAGGCUUCUUGUUGUCAGUGAUGGCCUAUGACGGUUAUGUGGCCAUUGUCAACUCUUUGCUUUACAGUGUAGCCAUGUCUAAGAGGAGGCUGGUCACUGGGUCAUGGGUAUGUGGAAUAAUUAACUCAUUAAUACACACAAUAAGCUUAGGCAGGCUGUCCUUCUGUAGGCUGAAUGUUGUCAGCCAUUUCUUCUGUGACAUUCCCUCACUCCUCAAGUUGUCAUGUUCUGACACUUCCAUGAAUGAGUUGUUACUCGUAACUUUCUCUGGAGUCAUUGCCAUGGUCACCUUCUUGAUUGUGAUCAUUUCCUACAUGUUCAUUGUUCUUGCUAUCCUGAGGAUUCGUUCAGCAUCAGGCAGACAGAAAGCCUUCUCCACCUGUGCCUCUCACCUGACUGCUGUCACCAUAUUCUAUGGUACCUUAAGCUUUAGUUACAUUUAGCCCAGUUCCCAGUAUUCUGUGGAACAGGAGAAAGUGGUUUCUGUGUUCUAUACACUAGUGAUUCCCAUGUUAAACCCACUAAUUUACAGUCUGAGAAACAAAGAGGUGAAGGAUGCUGUGAAUAGGGCCAUAGAGAUGAAACAUCUGCCCUGUUAA